Messenger RNA from Endocarpon pusillum Z07020, 1047 nucleotides. RefSeq lists its product as uncharacterized. The record is from RefSeq and is a predicted model, not a curated record. The coding region runs from base 1 to 1047 and encodes 348 amino acids. Lineage: Eukaryota; Fungi; Ascomycota; Eurotiomycetes; Verrucariales; Verrucariaceae. The transcript has a single exon.
AUGGCACCAGAAGCCAGAAUGAAGGGUCCCGAAGAGAUAGAGCUACCUCCUUCUCCUCCUCUCGAGCUCAACAACAACAACUGCAUUCCUCCUCCAGCCUCUCCAUUUUUAGCCUUACCAUCACGGCCAGAGACACCACACUCAGUCUCAUCGCCCGAUCUGUCCGCCAUCACAACUGUAAACUUAUCGAAUCCGCUAACACCAAAACCUCGCAACCGAUCUCCAAUGUCUCGCGGCCAUCUGCGGUCUCACUCCACUGCCAGCACUCUCACGCUACCUCCCAUGCAACGAGCCCACAGCAGCCCUGGGGUAGACUCGACUGGUCGCUUCAUCAUACCACCUGCAACUGGUCCGCACCGACCUGCAUCUCCUCUUGGACAUUCUGGUCGCAGACGUAGUCCAUUAAGAUCAGCAAUGGAGGAAUCAUAUCCCAGCGGUCCUACAUGGAACGGGCUCUACAUCGAACCCAAUAUUCCCGAGCAUGCAGAGCUUGACAUAUCAGCCAGCACCAACCUAGCUCAUACCACCACACCUGAGGGAGAGCUUGGCCACACAUCACUUCCAUCAGCAUACAACACCAUCCCCCGCUCCAGACGAACGUCAUCAAGUCCGCUCUACCACUCGUCCUCGACCCCCAACCUGCCCAAGGCCACAGCCAGCCCUAUCUCGGGAGGCAGCUCACCUUUACUCAACGCGCAACGAUAUGCAAACGAGCCCUACCCUCUACACCACGCCUUCUCCUUUGGCUCUGGCUCGUCGAUGCCCAGCACACCCACGUCGUUUCGCUCUCGCUCACCCUCCAUCAGCUCCCUCGAAACCAUACCCGACACCCCCGAUGCGGAAGAAGCGGCAAGGGUCGAGGAGGAAGAGUACCUGAAGAACCGCGCCGCAGCAGGAGGAGGCGAGGGCGAGGAAUCCGACGGACGAGAUGCCCGGAGGAAAAGUUCGCUGGAAAUGCGGUUCGGUGGCAAGGAGAAACGGAAGAGGUGGUCUGUCUGUGGAGCGGAGAGACGAGGUGAUUUUUCUUUGGAGGUCAUAGAGGAGUGA